This is a messenger RNA of Cooperia oncophora, 282 nucleotides long. The record is from the annotation of a GenBank genome assembly. Lineage: Eukaryota; Metazoa; Nematoda; Chromadorea; Rhabditida; Trichostrongylidae.
AUGCCACAGUGGAUUUGCGGAUCGACAUUCUUCGUAAGAGCAGGUCCGGCUACGGUGGACUUCUUCAAGAAGGUCGCGCUUCUGAUGACUCGUCGCCAGUCUCCAGAUUCAGCAAUAAUGACAUACUUAUGUGGUGCUAAAUUCUACAAAUGCGCCACACUACCACGGUGCAACAGUCAGCAACGAGGAACGGUCAGACCACGCUUGCCGGACACAAUCGAUGUAGACGUAAAAAUGGUAUAUCUACACAUUGCGAACGCAGUAGAUCUUUCGGAGUGGUAA